UGAAUGCGGUCCCCUGGUCACUUGAUUCGGUUUGAGAGAGAGAGAGAGGAGUUUGUGCUUCCGCAGACAGACAGGGCUUGGUGUGUGUGUGUCUCUCUCUCUCUCUCUGUGUCCUGAUGACUCAGCUGAUGAAGGCAUUUGUGACCAGACGCCUCCCUCAGGAGGGAAUAAAGCUGCUGCAGACAGCCGCCGCGUGUGACGUGUCGCUGUGGGACUCAGAUGAACCUAUUCCACGUGUGGAGCUGCUGAAGAAGGUGGAAGGAGCUCAUGGCCUCCUGUGUGUGCUCUCAGAUCAGAUCGAUGUUGAGGUUCUCGAUGCAGCCGGACCCAACCUGAAGGUGAUCAGUACGAUGUCUGUGGGCUUUGACCACCUUGCCAUCGAGGAGAUCAAGAAACGAGGUAUAAGGGUCGGCUACACCCCUGAUGUACUAACAGAUGCUACGGCUGAGUUGAGUGUUGCUCUGUUGUUGGCUACAGCUCGUCGUUUACCUGAGGGCAUUCAGGAGGUCAAAAGUGGAGGCUGGAAAUCGUGGAAGCCUCUGUGGUUGUGUGGUUACGGUCUCUCUGGCAGUACGGUCGGGGUGAUCGGCCUGGGACGGAUAGGUUUGGCCAUCGCACGGAGGCUGAAGCCGUUCGGUGUUAAACGUCUGCUUUAUUCCGGACGGCAGCCCAAACCCCAGGCUUCAGAGGUGGAUGGAGAACAUGUGCCGUUGGACACGCUCCUGCAUGAGAGUGACUUCGUGGUGGUUUCGUGCUGUUUGACCCCUGACACAAAGGAGCUGUGUAAUAAAGCCUUUUUCAGCAAAAUGAAGAACAAUGCAGUCUUCAUCAACACCAGCAGAGGUGCAAUCGUAAACCAGGAGGAUCUGCUGGAAGCUCUCACCAGCGGUCAAAUCGCUGCAGCGGGACUCGAUGUGACGACGCCUGAGCCGCUGCCCACCGAUCAUCCACUGCUCCGCCUCAACAACUGCGUGGUUCUCCCUCACAUCGGCAGCGCCACGUUCUCUACGCGAGGCGUCAUGGCCGACCUCUCGGCCCGUAACCUGCUGUGCGGUCUGACCGGAGACGCCAUGCCCAGUGAACUGAAGCUGUAACGCCUCCCAGUGGUGCAUGAUGGGAAAUCAAGACUCCUCUAAACCCUCAGAAGAACAUUGUAGUCCUGUAGGAUCGAGCGAUUUUAGACGCAUGACUUUAUUUACUACUUCACAAAGAACUUAAUGUGACCAAAACGACACCAAUAAAUGUUACCACGAUUAAUAUUCAGUGUAAAGUAAUAAAGUUUGUCAGACUGGAUCGCUAAAUAAACAAUGCAGCAAAUUA
Molecule: messenger RNA, 1320 nt
Organism: Neoarius graeffei (lesser salmon catfish)
Lineage: Eukaryota; Metazoa; Chordata; Actinopteri; Siluriformes; Ariidae
Gene: grhpra
Product: glyoxylate reductase/hydroxypyruvate reductase a
Exons: 9
Coding region: 117-1094 (325 amino acids)
Cellular component (GO): cytosol
Molecular function (GO): NAD binding; glyoxylate reductase (NADPH) activity; hydroxypyruvate reductase [NAD(P)H] activity
Source: RefSeq, a predicted model, not a curated record